UCAAUCUCAACUUUUGAUCAUCAACCAUCGUCCAACACCACCGCCAAAGGCAAGCCUCUACCUCUGAUUUCACGCUCCACGCCCCCAAAAUCUUCAGCCUAUAUCAUAACGCUUCCGCCAAUCAACCGUCAACAUGGCGAAGGAGAAGAAUUACAACCCCGUGCAGGAGCAAAAGAAAGCCGAUAAAGCGAAAGCUCUCCGCAAACAGAAAGCGACCGUCCAAGCCCAGCGCAAUGAGAAACUUGCACGCCGCAAUCCCGCACGCAUCCAGCGCGACAUCGACCAGCUCAAAGACCUCGAUCAAAGCGGCGCGCUACGACCACAUGAGCGCCAGCGCCUCACAGAGCUGGAGAAAGACCUCGCAGCAGUCAACAAGGCACGCACAGCGCUUGGCGACAAGGCACCGCAGUUCAAGCCUGAGCGGCGACAUGACGAUUUUGGGGAUCGAGGCGGUCGAGAGGCGGGGAGAGGACGGGGAGGUGGCGUACUGGGCAAGCGGACAAGGGACGGGCAGAGGAAAGAGGACGAUAGCAGCGACACAGAUGCGGACGUAGCGAAUAUCCCCAUGCCACGAGACACGCCACCGCCGAUACCGCGACAGCGCCACCGCCAGCGCAACGCACAAGACGAGGAGCCUGCGCCAGAGCCCAAGAAAGCACAGAUUGUCUACGAGGCGGCACCGCAGAAGCGCGACUUCCUCAAGGAGGCUACAAAGUUCAUGCCUGCAGCAGUUGCGCAGAAGAUGAAGCUGGCGAAGGGCGAAGGGAGGCUGCUGGAGCCGGAAGAGUUCGACAAAUUGCGGGAAGACGGGUACAUGGGCAAAGAACAGGACGAGCCUGCGCCUGCACCUGCGCCUGUACCUGAAGCUGAUCCAGAGCUGGAUGCGUUCUUGAAGACGACAACUAGUGAGGCUGCUGAACAGGCAGCAGAGGCUAUGAUUGAGGAGGCUGAAUACAACAUGAUGGCAGCAGAGGCACAAGGCAAAAUCGUCAGCAUACAGUCAGAGGCAGCGGUGGCCGAGAAUACCCUGCGGCAUGUUGAAAUGGAAGAGGUCGAAGAUGAGGACAUUUGAGAUGGCAAAAGCCAUCUCUUGAGCGCAAGAUACCCAAUACACUGCACGCUAGAACUACAAGCAAUCGAUUUGGUGAGCUUCACCUGUGUAACACAACAUGCGUUAGUCCUUGGGCGAAGAGUGAAUUUGAUUCGAGCACUGAUAAGAAGUUAUGCACGGCGAGAUACUGAUGUGCGGCCAACGAGCAGCAUGAUCUCAAGGGCCUAUCACAAGCG
Messenger RNA from Boeremia exigua, 1287 nucleotides. Its product is annotated as WW domain binding protein 11-domain-containing protein. Gene Ontology annotation, biological process: RNA processing. The transcript has a single exon. Lineage: Eukaryota; Fungi; Ascomycota; Dothideomycetes; Pleosporales; Didymellaceae. The record is from RefSeq and is a predicted model, not a curated record. The coding region runs from base 134 to 1072 and encodes 312 amino acids.